ACGACGUUGUGUUGUGGUGGUGCGAGACAGAAGGUCCGUACAGACACGCAGAUAUUAUUCUACAAAUGUCGCACAGUGGUUCAAAACAUAAAGACGGGGACACAAUUGGCAAGGUACACCCAGCUGGCACUUCUAAGCAGGACACCUCGACGAGAGUGGCCGCAGGUGCAGGGGCGCUGAUCACCGGAUGAGGGGAGCUAACUUGCAAACUAGCAUGCUAACAGAGCCUAGCUGGCCUUGUUCGCCUCUGCGAGAGGGCCCAUUGCAUGCAAGCGGGCUAGCCGCUUUGGGGGCUGAUUCCCUAUCGUGCGUUAUAUUUGAUGUGCCGAUCUCAGUCCCGGAGACGAGCGUGCAGCUUCAGUCGUAAAUUGCACCCAAGAAAAUUCACUACCUUCAUCAACAAGGCCUUCGUUCUGGCGCCAUCUUCAUGGAGCUUCUGAAAUCCAAACAGUGAGCUGCAAGCAAAAAGACAACAUAGGUGGCUCGGCGUUAGUUGCGGGUUGCCUCGUUUAAAAUCUGCACUUGCAAGGAAUGGAAACGAUUUCAUUUCAUGUUACAUGCAAAGACGAUAUCCCCACCUGUCAACACCGGCCAAGCUGUCCCUCUCCUGGGCUGUCAGUGUCGGAAAGUCCUCCUCUGUUUCACUCGCUUUUCCCGCCGCCAUUUUCUUUUCCUCAUCACCACCAGAAGCCGAGGCGAGACUCCGAGCAGCAGCGCAGGCAGCAACGGCGACAGACACACUGCACGAUUGCAUGGAAAAUCACAACGCAGAGAUGAUCGGUUUGCUCCACCGAAUCAAACAGGGGACCAAAGGAAAGCAAGCGAUUAAAAAAACUUUUUCCCCCAGCCUGAAAAGAUGCGAUUCGAUGUAGUAAAUCCUUUCGGGGGGGACAGAAGCGCUCCGCGGGUAGAUCCUCAAACGUCACAUUUUCCUCCGCAAAGUGAGUGCAUGCCGUAGCUCAAAUGCGACCACCAGAAACCAUCAUCCAAUAAGUGAGUAUUCCACAAUUACACGCCUUUCGUGGGAGAAGAUAUAAAGUUGUUUUAAUUGUGUCACCGACGGGAACCCACGCGCCGCUGUAGCCACGCCCUCGCCUCUUGUUUAUCCAAUCAAAUCGCGUUGAUCUCACCAUAUGACUACCCUGCUAUAGCUCCCCGUAUCUCAGACAAUAUAUAUGAUUUCUUUUGAAACUAGUAAUGUCAUAUCCCUUUUCAUUAAGUAAAACCCACAAGCCUUCUGUCAGAAUGCCCUUAUAGCGCUAUUUUUGCCACGUAAAAACCCACAAUAGGUAAAGGUAAAACUGAAUUCUGAUAGCCAGGACAUCAAUCCAUCCAUCGCUUAUUUAGUUGAGCGAUAUUGAAGAAUAUUAUCUGACGUGGCAGAGCGUCAUCGUGUGGGCGUGGCUUAGCAUUGUCAACAUCCUGUUAACGAAACCCUGCCCCUCCAAAAUGGCGACCGUGGACCAGAGGGAAGGACAAGAAGAGCCAGAGAGUGAUGAGGAGGUGUACGAGGUGGUGGACCUGACAGAGUAUGCCCGAAGGCAUCAGUGGUGGAGCAGGGUGUUUGGAAGCAACUCAGGACCGAUCGCUGAGAAAUACUCUGUUGCUACCCAGCUCAUGAUGGGAGGCCUGACAGGGUGGUGUGCUGGUUAUGUCUUCCAGAGAGUUGGGAAGGUCGCGGCAACUGCUGUCGGUGGAGGGUUUCUACUUUUACAGAUUGCCAAUCACAGUGGCUAUGUGCAGGUGGACUGGAAGAAAGUGGAGAAGGAUGUGAACAAAGCAAAGAAACACCUGAAGAAGAAAGCGAACAAAGCAGCCCCCGAAUUAAACACAUUCAUUGAGGAGGUAAAGGCCACAGAUUUUAUAAAGAGGAACAUUGUCCUGUCCAGUGGCUUUGUCGGAGGAUUCUUCCUGGGUUUGGCGUCGUAGAGGCCACUACCUGCACUGUGCAUUACUUCACUACAAAGAUAGCUCUUCUCCCUGUAUGCAUUGGUCAUGGGGAUUUUCUUUUGAAUAUUAAAUUGUCAUCUAUGAUGCAUGGUUGUCCAGUGGUAAACCCCCCCCCCCUUUUUUUUUUUACCCAUUUGCAUUUCUACAUUACUACACUAAUCUGUAGUUGCGUGUGUGGGUGAAAUGCUGGCUUCUACUCCUCACUUUGGACUCAGUGAUGCAUGUCUAUUCUCAUUUAUUUCUAUAGUAGACACUGAUCAUAGAUUACUACGCUACCAUGGCUGUAAAUAUGUGAUUGAGAAGCCAACAGACUAUGGUUAAAUGAUACUGAUGUAGACUAUAUAGUACAACACAUACCUUAAAAUGUGACCACAAAUGUGAAUUGUAACAAUGUUGAACUUUACCGUGCCAACACUAUUACUGUACAUGUAUUUGUUUUUUUUUUCUUGAACCAUGUCAAUGCAGUAUGAUGGCAUAAUGGGAAUGUGACCAGGCAUCAUCCCUCAUGCAUUUAUUGUGCACACCAGCGUCUGUCACUUUAUUCACUAAUACAUUUUUGUUUACCUUAUUCUAUUGAUACAUAUUUCUGGUAAACGUUGUGUAGUACGUGUUGCCAUGAUAUUACCACCUCACUGUUUUUAUUGUUGACAGUUGUGUACAAUAUGUUGGGUUACUUUGUGUGUGUUUUUGAACAGAACAUAAAUUAUAUAUAUAGAGUUGUCUGGAUUAAAUAAAGAUACUUUUGUAAAAGUCAAGACAUACAAGUGU
Doryrhamphus excisus (bluestripe pipefish) is the source of this 2718-nucleotide messenger RNA. RefSeq names its product FUN14 domain-containing protein 1. The record is from RefSeq and is a predicted model, not a curated record. Gene Ontology annotation, cellular component: mitochondrial outer membrane. Lineage: Eukaryota; Metazoa; Chordata; Actinopteri; Syngnathiformes; Syngnathidae. Gene Ontology annotation, biological process: autophagy of mitochondrion.